CCCUUAACCAUGCCCAGAUCUGCUAAUGAGAUGAAAGACGCUUUCAUUACAGCUCAGGAUAAAUCAGGCGACUACCCUUGUCCUCUCCAUCAAGACCCAUGGUUAGCUACAAGUGGGUGCAGAUCCUAGGAGAGAACAAGGUCAAAACAUCUCGGGAGAGAGCGGGAGGGAGGGUGAGCUGUCUGCCUGAGGUGUCUGCAGGUAGGUUCAUCCCUCUCAGUCCAUGCAAAGCCCUUGGAGCUGCAGCCCAUGGUGGCCAGGGUUCAAUUCUGCUCCUCCCUGGAUGAAUGCCAGUAAGAAAUCCUCACUUCUCCCUUGUGUGCAGUGUGCCCUAAGCCUGCUGAGGAACUAAUGCCACUUCUGUUCUCUUCUUUCUUUUCCAGCUGCAAUCAGUGCUGCUGCACACCGAUAGGCCAGUGUACUCCUUUAGCUAAUGCAGCACAACCCUUGAAGGCAAGCAGCAGUGGAGAACAAAAAGGCAUGCUGUGCUCGGCAUAGGACUGAGAGUGCAGAGAGAAAGGGGAAUGCUCAAAAUCUUCACCACUGCCGUCCUCACACCAAGAUACAGCUGCUGCUGUUAAAAUAUUGCUCUUCUUGUGCUCUUCUCAGACAAAGCACAAAUGAGAAGGGAGAAUCAAACCGUUCCACCAGGGUUUGUUUUUAUUGGGUUUUCCUACUUUCCUAAACUCCAGGCUGUGCUGUUUGUGCUGUUUCUCCUCAUGCACGUGGUGACCCUAGUUGGAAAUAUUAUGAUAAUGUUUGUUAUCAGGCUGAAUCAGCAGCUGCACAUGCCCAUGUAUUUUUUCCUAAGUGCUCUGUCCUUCUCAGAAAUCUGUUAUACCUUCUCCAUCAUCCCAAAGAUGCUGUCCGGAUUAGUGCUGGGAACUAGAACCAUUUCUUUCCUGGGCUGCGCUGCACAGAUGCAUUUCUCCUUCAUGUUUGGAUUCACGCACUCUUUCCUCCUGACGGUGAUGGGAUAUGACCGGUACGUGGCGAUCUGUCAGCCCUUGCAUUACAGCACCGUGAUGACCUCCCGAGCCUGCACCCAGCUGGUGGCUGCCUCAUGGGCAGGGGGUGGUCUCCUGGGGCUGCUGGUGACCAGCGCUGUGUUCCAGUUACCGUUCUGCCAGUCCCACCGCAUUGACCACUUCUUCUGCCAUGUGCCCCCCAUACUCCAGCUGGCUUGUGCUGGUGGCGAGGUGGUUGGCACUGUAGUUGGCAUCUUUUGCAUUACUGCCUUGUUGGGAUGCUUUCUGUUCAUCCUUCUCUCCUACGCCUUUAUCCUUGGCUGGAUCCUGCAGAUGCCAUCAGCCAAGGGGAGGCACAAAGCUUUCUCCGCCUGUGCCUCCCACAUCACCGUAGUGGUGGUGCACUAUGGCUGUGCCUCUGUCAUCUAUUUGAAACACCAGUCACCCCGUGCUGCAGGAGCUAGUGUUCUGAUUGAUGUGUCUUACACUGUCUUCACCCCCUUCCUGAGCCCCAUCAUUUUUAGUCUGCGAAACAAAGAUUUAAAAAAUGCCUUUUGGAAAUCUCUGAAGAAAAGCUUCAUCAUCAGGAAUGCAAAUAUUUGUCCAGGAUCUAGUUUCAGUUACAGGAGUGAUUAUUGCUAAUUUUUAUUUAUUUAUUUUCCUUUGGUAGUUCCUUGCUGCUUUCGAAAGAAUAGCCAUACUUUUUUUCCAGGCAAAUGAUUCAUUCCUGCAGAUGUGACACCUUUUGCACUCACUGGGCAUCACAGGCUGCACUGCAAGGCUUGGCUGGAGCACCUAGGUGUAACUUUUAAUGCUGAAAAUUCAGCGUCAUGCAGAAGCAAGAGUGGACAAAGCUCUCAACACUCCCAGGGGAGACACGAGCCACUUCUUGAGGAGCAGCAGGUGACUGUCUGAGACCUGGUGCAGUAGGCUCUUGUCCCCACCAUAGGCACUCUGACUGAUCCUCUAAGCAUGACUUUGUCUCUUCUGGUGCUGACUGUGAAGCUGGCCUGAGAAGGCUUUGGACUGAUUCCCUUUUGUCUUGUUCAGCUUUUGACAAUUUGCA
This is a messenger RNA of Anas platyrhynchos (mallard), 2034 nucleotides long. Lineage: Eukaryota; Metazoa; Chordata; Aves; Anseriformes; Anatidae. The record is from RefSeq and is a predicted model, not a curated record.